AUGAAGGCCUUCACUCUGCUGUCCGCCGUCCUCUCGGCCGCCCUCGUCUCGGCCCAGGCCGUGCACGUCGGCACCAUUGACAACACCACCGUCCUGCCCGAGGACCUGAACGGCUCCAACUUCACCUACCCGUGGCCCGUCCAGCUGUACAGGUUCUCCUCGCAGCGCCAGGACCUCGAGAUGGCCUUUAUGGACGUCGCGCCCAAGUGCAAGCCCAACGGCAAGACCGCCGUCCUGCUCCACGGCAAGAACUUCUGCGGCCCGACCUGGGAGCAGACCGCGCGCGUCCUCGCCGCCAACGGGUACCGCGUCAUCCUGCCGGACCACGUCGGCUUCUGCAAGUCCUCCAAGCCCCAGGCCUACCAGUUCUCCCUGCAGCAGUUCGGCUUCAACAUCAACGGCCUCCUGCAGGCCCUCGGCAUCAAGUCCGCCACCGUCAUCGGCCACUCCCUCGGCGGCAUGACCGCCGCCCGCUACGCCCUGAUGUUCCCCGACCAGGUCGACGAGCUGGUCAUGGUGGACCCCAUCGGCCUCGAGGACUGGAAGGCCAAGGGCGUCCCCUACAUUGACAUUGACGACACCUUCAAGACCGAGAGCGCCAGCACGUACGCGUCCAUCCGCGGCUACGAGCAGGCGACGUACUACGUCGGCCAGUGGAAGGACAGCUACGACACGUGGGUCAACAUGCUCGUCAACAUCUACAAGGGGAGCCAGGGCGCAGCGUACGCCUACGAUCAGGCUCUCGUCGUCGACAUGGUCCUCACCCAGCCCGUCAUCUACGAGUUCGGCCUCAUCAGGCCUCGCGCCCUCCUCAUCACCGGCGACAAGGACAACACCGCCAUCGGCGCCCAGUGGUCCCCGCCCGACGUCAGGGCCAAGCUCGGCCACUACGACGUCCUGGGCCCCGAGGCCGCCGCCCAGCUCAAGAACGGCACCGGCAUCCACUACCCUAAUCUCGGCCACGCCCCCCAGCUCUCCGACCCCGAGCUUUUCCACAAGGAUCUGCUGGGCUGGCUGAGCAAAUAA
Molecule: messenger RNA, 1026 nt
Organism: Thyridium curvatum
Lineage: Eukaryota; Fungi; Ascomycota; Sordariomycetes; Thyridiales; Thyridiaceae
Exons: 1
Coding region: 1-1026 (341 amino acids)
Source: RefSeq, a predicted model, not a curated record